Molecule: messenger RNA, 4724 nt
Organism: Gryllus bimaculatus (two-spotted cricket)
Lineage: Eukaryota; Metazoa; Arthropoda; Insecta; Orthoptera; Gryllidae
Source: the annotation of a GenBank genome assembly
GAAUACCCCGUUGGAUUCAGUAGAUCAGGAUGAAUACCCCGUGGAUUCAGUAGAUCCAGGGAUGAAUACCCGUUGGAUCAGUAGAUCCAGGGAUGAUACCCCGUUGGAUUCAGUAGAUCCAGGGAUGAAUACCCCCGUUGGAUUCAGUAGAUCCAGGGAUGAAUACCCCGUUGGAUCAGUAGAUCCAGGGCAUGAAUACCCCGUUGGAUUCAGUUCAACACGAGAAUACCACAGAUAAGAAUAGUUGAAUCAGAGAAUCAGAGAAUACCACCAAAUUGGAUAUAGUGAAACCAAGGAUGAAUACCACUUUGGAUUCAGUAGAACCAGAGAGGAAUACCCCAUUGGAUACAGUUCAACCAGAGAAUACCACGAUGGAAAUAAUUGAAUCAGAAAUGAGUACAUUGGAUAUAGUAGAACCAGAGGUGAAUACCACAUUGGAUGUAGUAAAACCAGUGAUGAAUACCACUUUGGAUACAAUAGAACCAGAUAUGAAUACCCCAUUGGAUACAGCAGAGCCAGAAAAGAAUACCACAAUGGAUAUAGUAGAAUCAGAUUUGAAUUCCGCAUUGGAUAUAGUAGAAACAGAGAUGAAUACUACAAUGGAUAUAGUAAAACCAGAUAAGCAUACCACUAUGGAUGUGGAACCAGAUAAGAAUAUCACAAUGGAUAUAGUAGAAUCAGAGAUGAAUACCACAACAGAUAUAGUAGUAGAACCAAUGAUAAAUACUAUAAUGGAUACAGAAGAGUCAGAGAUUAAUGCUAUGAUUGUAGUAUCUGAAAACAGGGAACUUAAUUCUACUUUCUCUUUUACAGAAACUGUUCUGGAUUCCACUUUUGCAGGACCUACUGUGCCGGACAAAAUAGAGAAACCAUGUCCAGAUACCUCUCAACACCUGACUUCGCAAAAUUGUGAAAUGAACCUAACUAGUCAGGCUGAUGUAGCUUCAACUUUUCCUCCAGUAUGUCAAGAAGUAGUAGAAGUACAAAAUGUUGAGAAGACUUCUUCCACAGAAUCUACUGUAGAAAGAGUUAUGGAAGACCCAAAUAUUAGAUCAGAUGAUUUUGUCCAUCAAAGAAAAGAAUUUUCAGAGGUGCCCAGUGUAACAAAGAUUGAUCUCAACUUGACAUUUGAUACUUACAGUGAACAAGCAUUAAAUAUUUCAGAAACUGGAGCAGAGCAAACUGCUACUUUUAAAGAAUUGUCUGAUUCGAAGGGAGCUGUUGAAGUUCAGAAUAUUUCAUCUGAAGUUUUUGUUCGUGAAAAUUGUGAUGUACCAAGGGAAAAGAGUUUAUUGAAGACAGACCUGAACUCCACUUUUGUUACCGCCAGUGAACUGCCAUUUGAAGUGUUAGACUCUGAAACCACUCAAGGCACCACUUCCAUUACAGGGAAAAAUAUAGAAAAUCAGAUGAUCUCAUCAACAGUCUUGGUAUCUGAAGGCGAUGUACUGACAAAGGAUGCUGCUGGAAUGAGGACUGAUUUGAACUCAACUUUUCUUCACGAGUCACUAACGAAGGUAGCAUCACCAAAUGAUCACAGAAUAGAAAUUUCCCAAUCUGGUGAGUUGUUGCCAAAAGGAAUGACUGAUAAUUUAAAUGUGAAUAAUGGUUCUUUUAAGGAUACUGUUGUGCACAAAAAACAAAUAAUUCAUGACAAGUCAUUUGUAAACGAUCAGUGUGAAGAAAGUAUUUUGACAGAGAGGGAUAUUUUGAAUGCUGGUGUAUUGCAAGAUUCACAGAAGGUAGUUAUUAAGACAACAAAUCAAACAUCGGCAAUUGAAAAAAUGAAGUUAAAUUUAGCCAAUAAUCUUGAAAACACGCAAGAGAUUUCCAAGAUUCCUGAUUCAGAUGAGAAAGAUAAUGUUAGCACAAAUCUGAGUGAAUUGAAGUCUGAAUGCAUAUCAUCAUCAAAUGAUGUGCAUUCUUUUACCCCCUCUGGUAUUGUAGAUGGGUCUAAACAAUCUUCUGAUAUUCUUUCACAUGCAAUUUUCAGUCAGAACCCUGCAACCAAAACAUCGAAUCCGUAUGCAGACGUUCAGAGUGAGUCCGGCCGUUUCAAGAAGAGUAAUGGAAUUGAGAAUAUUCAUGAACAGAAACGUGGAUCAAUUGAAUUUGAUGCAAAUCUCAAUAAUUUCAGUAUUACUAACUUGGACAGAACAAAUGGUGAUUUGAACAGAAUUGAAAAAUUAUCCAGUGUAAGUGCUUCUGAGGAAAUAAAUAUUCCUUAUGUUAAAAAAGAAUCAAAAACUUCAGAGAGUGAAUUCAUGUGCAUUCAGAUGACACCUAAAAAUGUAGGAACAACCACUUUAGAUGAUCAAAUAAAAGAAUUAAUGGCCAAGAGUGCAUCAUUGGAGAAUGUUAGUGAAAAGAGAGAAAAUACUAGUUGUGUGAAGAAUCCUCAGGAAAACAGACAUCAGAAUGUAAAAUCAAAUGACAUUAAUUCAGAAAUCCAAAGGAAUCUCGAUGGCAUAUGUCCUGCUGUUGAGGUUAUUCCUUCUCAAAAACCUAACUCAGAAGAGCCGUCAACAGCUACAAUAGAUUUUCUGGAUCCUUCUGCAAAUGAGUUCUUUAGCAACGGGGGAAAUGAGAUGUUUCAAGAUUCAAACUUUGUGUUUGGUGAUGAAGUUUUCAAGGAUCCCAGCACAUUUGACUUUCUCACACAAUUUGGAAAUACAACAUCUCUCCGUGAUCUUCGUAAAGAGUCUUUGUACAUAAAAUUUGACCCUCUUGUUGGUUCACCUCGUUCAGUUACAGCUUCUGAUAAACCUUUACCAAUAAUGAAUAUUGUUAGAGAAGAAGAAAGGAGUGAAAAUGAAAAUAUAAAUAAUAAUGCUGAUGCAAAUGUGGAAAAAGGUGAAAUGUUGAAUGGGACGUGUAAUAGGAACUCGGCAGGCUCAGUGGAGAGUUUCCUCAGAUCAAAAUCUCCGUUAUGGGCUGCCAAGGAGUUGCAAGAUGAUUCAACCCUUCGUAAACUUAAAGAAUACCAAGAAGAAUGCAGUUCUUUGAAAGCACAGUUAGCUGAGUUACAAGAAACAAUAAAAACAAAUGACAAAGUGCAUAAGAAUGAAAUUUCUAAAUACACGUCUCAAAUAGUGGCUCUAGAUUUUGAUUUGGCAAGGCAAGAAUAUGAGAAACUACUCUCCCAACUUGUAACUGAAAAAGAACAAAAUUGUAUAGAAUUUAAUCAAAAAGAAUUGAAAUUAACAAAGGAGCUAAAAGAAUGUCAAGAGAAUUUGGCUGAGACGGAACAAGAACUUUCAGCUGCUCAACAGAAAUGUGAAAAUUUACAAAAUUCUAUGAAAAAACAUGUUGAUACUCUUCUUGUAAAAAUGAAGAGUUAUGAAAAAGCUGUGGAGAAAGAAAAACAAAAAUAUGCAACAUUAAAGGAGCAUGCUGCAGAACAGCUUGAAAGAGCAAAUGAGAAGCUGAUGGCUGAAGAGGAGCGGCAUAAAUUGGAAUGUACGAAAUACAGCAGUUCUAUCGCUAAUUUAGAACUUCAAGUGACAAAUUUGCAAAACCGAUUGGAUCAGAAGACUAAAGAAAAUGAAACACUCAUGGCAAUGUGUAAUGAGCUUGUGGAGCGAUUUGAACAUUAGGUUUAUAUACAUAUAUAUUCUAAUUUUAAUGCUUGUAGAAAGUAAACUUGUAAUUGAUUUUUAACUUAUAGUGGGAAAACUGUUUCAGCCAAAAAGUCUUGAAAAUUUUGCAGACUAGCAUUUGUUUUAAUUUCAGAUAAAAUUUUAAAAAAUUAUGGUCUUGCACUUAAGUAUUUCUUUAUUGUUUCAUUUCACUUAACAGAAGAAACUAAUAAUCUUGAAGUUUACUUCUUUCAAACCGUGAUUCAAAAAGUAAAUUAUUUAAUAUAAAACAUGCCCAAAAAAUUUCACUAAAAACACUGUUCUCAUGACUUACAAGUUGUACACCAGAAACAGAUACCAAACCCAAAUGCCUAGGUUUCAGAUUAUUCCAGUCACUAGUUGUUAGUAAGAAUUCUCUUCAAUAUCAGUGAAAAAGAUAAUUUUUCAGAUGCUUUGCAUUUGCAAAGAAAGGGAAAGGCCAAGACUUAAUAUUUGUAAAAGUUUUAUAUUGUACAUAUUAUUUUUCCCCUAAAUGUAUAAAACAAUUUUAGAAGGGUUUUAUUUUUUUUUUUAUUUUUUUUUUUUUAGAAUUUUAGAAUUUUCAUAUUUUAACAAUAAAAUUAAUUGUCAUGAACUUGGAAACCAAAGGUCUGGCAAAUGUAAAGUCUUACUUAUAACUAUAUAAAAGUGGUGAUUGGUUUUUCAAACACUUGUACACCUGGGAUAUCUUAUUUCAUAUUUAUUGGUGUAUUAGCAUAGUAUGAACAAAUGUUAGUGAUAUAGAUGAAUUAUUGCUUUAAAUAGAAGUAAUACAAAGUAUUAUUUUUGUAUGAAAAACUAAGAGUUUUAGAGCUGUAUAUAUAAUUUUAUGUUAAGAUUUGUACCUUUUUGUAAGUGAACUUUUUCUUGAACAUGUAUAUAUUUUAUACUGAUAAAUGUUUUUUUAGAAAAAAAUUUAUGAAAACUAUAUUAUCAUAAAAUCAAUGAACUUUUCUUUCAUGUAAUUGUAAUUAGUGCUUUGCAUUGUCGUUAACCAGUCACUUUAACAGUGCCAAAUUAAAUAAUAAUACGUUGAAUUGUGCACUAUCUACGUUUUAGUUAAGGAGUUUCCCAUAAAUUCCGUAACGCUAAAGGGGGAGGGAUUGA